CCCCCAUCCCCCCCCGGGACAGUAACCUCCUGCUGGUGACCGUCUGGGAGAUACAACACGUCCACUUCAGGUCUUCUUUGGCUAGCAUCUGGAAGGUGCAAAGACAUAAGAACAUAAGAAAGAAGGAACACUGCAACAGGCCUACUGACCCAUGCAGAGCAGGUCCAUGUCCCCCCCCAGAAGUAUCAUUAUGGAUGGUACACAUAGUUUCGAAUCCUUAACUGGGAGAUUUAUUAGAAUGUUAUUGUUAAACAACAAGAUCCUUGAACUUAGAACUAAAAUGACAUCAGAAUAUACAACAGAGGAAAUGUUUUCCUACAUUUGGAAUCUAGAAGAAGCUCAGAGAUGUCUGACACCAGUUUCAAUUCCACCUACCAAAUCGGAGAGCAUUUCUUUAAUGAACUGGAGGAAAGGGGAGAAUGCCUACCAAAUUCGUGACCUAGAUCAGGCAUUAAAAUGGUAUAAUUUGGCCAUUUUAUCUGCACCUCAUCCUGACAUUCUGGCAGACAAUGUCAAGACCCAUGACAGAGAAAUGUAUGGAGCUUUGGCCCAAGGUUAUGAAUCUCGGUCUCUUGUCCUCUUUGACCUAAAACAAUAUGAAAAAUGUUCAAGGGAUAUUAAUUAUGCUCUGGAACUUGGCUGUAAAAACAUUUCACAUAAAACAUUAUUAGAAACAAAAGCCAAGUGUCAAAAAGUUAUGUCAGGGAGAAAAGGCAAACCAUUUGAUUCCUUAGCAGAAUCAUUAAAGUCCUCUCAUUUAUCAUUUGCUUAUACAAAUCCUGAGCCACCAAAGUUAGAAGCGGUCAACCCUACCAUGCCAUCACUGAACAGUAGUGUUAAACUAACCUACACACCAUCCCAGGGAAGAUACCUCAUUGCUGAAAAUGACAUUUACCCAGGUGAGGUAGUGAGCGUUGAUGAUGGGUAUUGCAACACAGUGUUCAUGGAGAUGUCAAAAAUGCACUGUACUGUAUGCAUAAGGAGAAGCAUGGCCCCUCUGCCCUGCCCCAACUGCAAUAUGGUGAUAUUUUGUAGUGAGGAGUGUCGUACAGAAGGAAUGUCAGGGAUCCAUUGGCAAGAAUGCCCUAUUUUGCCAACACUCUUUGCACUAGACAUGGGAAGGAAUCCUGCAUUGGCAUACAGAAUAAUGAUGAAGACAUCUCAUGCCAAGCUCAAGGAAAUGCUACCACUGCUGCGACUUGAAGCCAAAAAAAAAUCCCCAAAGAAUCAUGGCUUUAACAAGGAUGGAAUCUAUGAUGAGAAACAUUACAGAUCAGUGUAUCACCUGGUAACUAACAAAGAAAAACUGUCUUCGCAAGAACUACUCAGGAGAUGCAUACAAGCUUUUAUCAUUACCAAACUUCUGCAUCUGAGUGGACGCUACUUUCUUACCAGUGAUGGAGAGCCCUUCACUCCAAGUCAUGAAGAUAUCAUCUUGACUGGCAGCACACUCAUGCAUCAUAUGAUGAACCUUAUCUGUAAUGCUAAAGCUAUUACAUUCUUGCAGGUUAGUGUGAACAUUUCUCAGUUAGGUCAUGAGAUUAUGUGUGGUAGUGGAAUUUACCCUGCAUCAAGUCUAUUGAAUCACUCCUGCAAUCCAAGCUGUUCAACAUUUUUCUAUGGUAAGAUUGAGGUUGUGAGAGCAGUGCACUUCAUCCCUGCUGGCAAGCAAUUAACCAUUUCGUAUGGGGAAACCUAUACUAAUAAAAGCAGAGCUUCCAGGAUGUUUCCUUUGAUGGCUCAGUACCACUUCCAGUGUAAAUGUGAGGCCUGGAACACUGCGGGCAACCUCUCGGGAUGA
This is a messenger RNA of Cherax quadricarinatus, 1801 nucleotides long. The record is from RefSeq and is a predicted model, not a curated record. NCBI's taxonomy places the organism in Eukaryota, Metazoa, Arthropoda, Malacostraca, Decapoda, Parastacidae.